CCUUCUCACAAACACACUUUCUCUCCCUCCAUCUGUCUCUUUUUCCACGUCUCAGUCAGUAGUAAUGGAGCCCGGCAGUCCAAAGAAGAUCCAGUUUGCUGUGCCUCCGCUGCAGGGGCAGCUGGACCCACAGGCCGCUGAACAUAUCCGUCGCAGAAGGCCGACUCCUGCUACUCUGCAGAUCUAUAGACAACCUGGUCCAGAUGUUGGAGAUCAUCAAAGCACCAGUGGAGAGUCGCAGAAUUCAGACACCUCUCAGAGGAAGCAGAGCGCUUAUGCCCCGCCCACAAUGAAAGAGCUCCAGCUGGGGGUGGAGCAACACCUUCUGGGGACGGGGCUCUGUGAGGCUGACAGCCAGCUGAGCCCAAUCACAGCGCAGGGCUAUGCUACUGCUUACACCUGGGCCAAUCACAAUGAGCCAGAGGAAACCAAUGGGAAUGAGGCGUGUUUGCUGUUAGCCAAUCAGGAGAGAGGAGUGGCAGAGAGCAGCAGUUCAGGGGACCUGUCCUGCUCUCAAAGUAAGGAAGCGCCCAGUCCUGACUCCAUCUCCCGAUAGCCGCCUUUCGUCCGACUCCGCUGUCAUUCUUUUGUCUCUCAAUAAUCAACUUUCCCCCUCAUCCACACUGCUUGCUGUGCAACACUUACACUUUUAUUUUCCAUUAGAGGUCAGACUGACACGUGCACAUGAAGAGUUUGAGUUGAAUGUACUCAGUCUGAAUUUAAAAACUGUGGUUGUGAAUAAAGGAGCAUUAUGAACAAACA
Molecule: messenger RNA, 762 nt
Organism: Nothobranchius furzeri (turquoise killifish)
Lineage: Eukaryota; Metazoa; Chordata; Actinopteri; Cyprinodontiformes; Nothobranchiidae
Gene: ppp1r1c
Product: protein phosphatase 1, regulatory (inhibitor) subunit 1C
Biological process (GO): intracellular signal transduction
Cellular component (GO): cytoplasm
Molecular function (GO): protein phosphatase inhibitor activity
Source: RefSeq, a predicted model, not a curated record